AUGCUGGAAAUAAGUAUUACCCCUUUCUGGCAGAGCAAUUUUGCCCUUUUGCCUAUUGUACUCACAAUGGGUAAUGGCAAAGGGUGCCUAAUGGCCACUGAGUCUCAUGUUCCUCAAAUAAAACCACUGGAGAGACAUGCUGUUGACCAAUCUGUGAAUGUAAAUCUUCUAGCAAAAUCAAAAGUGCCAACACAGGAUGAGUUAAAUGCUGACAACACCAUCCAAGAAAAUGCUGCCCCCACGCAUGAAAAUGAAAGAGAAAGUCAAUCUCAUAUUAAAGAUGAUUACAAAGGAGAGAGAAAUGGCUCUGAGUGGGAAAAUGGAGAAGAGAAAAGUUUUGCCACUUUUCCAUUAGCAAAUGAAGUGGGGAACGCUGAAGAUCAGAAUGGAGCCAUGGUAAACUCAGAAACAGAUGGUCAUAAGGAGUUUCAUGAACAAGGAGUCAACAUUACAGCAAAUGGUAUUAGGAAACAAGUAAUCAUCACUGACAUUGCUGAAGCAACAAAUGGGAGCAGUUUUCUUGAAAAUACCGAUAAUUCAAAUAACUGGGCUGUUGGAGGUGCACAUCAACGUGGAGACACCGUUGUUGCCCAAGAGGAUAGACAGCAAGGAGUUGAAAGCAACAACAGUGCAGUACACGAAGUUGAAAUACAUGGAGUUACAUGUAGAAAUGAGGGAGAUGAGAGUGAAACAACAACUCAGAUAGAGGGUGGGAUAAAUGAGAAUGAAGAGGUAGGGGUAACACAAGCAGUAAGCAGUACCAGGCAGGAUCUGAGCCUAGAUCAUUCUGAAGGGAAUCCAAGUGGGAAUGGAGAGGAUGAGUAUGAAGACAAGGGCUCUGGUGAUGAUGAAAGUGAUGAUGCAAGGAAUGGAAAAGAUGGCCCUGAUAACAACAAGGGCCAGGAGAGUCCAGUGCAUGGAAAAGAAGACAAUGACAAUAGCUUAGGUCAAGAUUCAAUUAGUAGUGAAGAUGAUGACCCCAAUAGCAAAGAAUCUCAAGAUAGUGAGGGAAAUAACACUUCCAAGAGUGAGGAGGAUAAUGCUGAUAUUCCAGAAGACAAGGGUGACCAGGGAAUGGAGGACAACCCAAAACUCAGUAAUAGAGGAAACAACGGUGUGGCAAAUGAAAUGAGACAACAAUCACAGAAAAAUGCUUCUGGAAAGAGUCAAGAAAAGGGAAUAGAAACAAAAGAUCCUAGUAAUGGAAACAGAAAUAAUGUCACCAAAGAAGUUGGGAAAGUCAUUGAAGAUAAAGAGAAUAAAGGACCACAGGAAGUGACCGUGAGCAAAGGAAAUCCCAAGAUACAAGAAGUCAACAUCAAUUCAGGACGUGGCCAGAAACCAGAACCUGGAAAAACAUUUGGACAUGGCAGAACAGGUAGUGGCAGUAAUAGUGAUGAUUAUGACAGCUAUGAAUUCCAUGAUGAGUCCAUGCAAGGAGAUGAUCCCCAAAGCAGUGAUGAGUCUAAAGGCAAGGAUGACGCCAAUUCCGAAGGUGACAGUGAUAGCGGCAGUCGAGAUGUUUCUUAUAACUCCCAGGAAUCAGAAGAUAAUGGUGAUGAUAGUGACUCCCAAGGAGGAGACAGUGAAAAGGACAGUGAAAGCACAUCAGAGGCUAGUGAUAAUGACAGUGGUGACAAUGGUGACAGUGGGAAUGAGGACGAUAGCAAAUCAGACAGCAGCGAAGAUAAAUCAGAUAGCAGUGACAGCAGUGAUAGUAGUAGUAGUGACAGUAGCAGCAGCAGUAGCAGCAGCAGUAGCAGUAGUGACAGCAGUGACAGUAGUGACAGUAGUGACAGCAGUGACAGUAGUGACAGCAGUGACAGUGACAGCAGUAGUGACAGCAGUGACAGCAAAUCAGACAGUAGCAGCAGUGAUAGCAGUGAUAGUGAGAGCAAAUCAGACAGCAGCGAUAGUAGUGACAGCAGCGAUAGUAGUGACAGUAGUGAUAGUAGCGACAGCAGUGACAGCAGCGAUAGCAGCGAUAGCAGUGACAGCAGUGACAGCAGUGAUAGUAGUGACAGUAGUGACAGUAGCGACAGCAGUGAUAGCAGUGACAGCAGUGACAGUAGUGACAGCAGCGAUAGCAGUGACAGCAGCGAUAGCAGUGAUAGCAGUGACAGUAGUGACAGCAGCGACAGCAGUGAUAGUAGUGAUAGCAGUGACAGUAGUGACAGUAGUGACAGCAGCGACAGUAGUGACAGCAGCGACAGCAGUGACAGCAGUGACAGCAGCGAUAGCAGUGAUAGCAGUGACAGUAGUGACAGCAGUGACAGCAGUGACAGCAGCGAUAGCAGUGAUAGCAGUGACAGUAGUGACAGCAGUGACAGCAGCGAUAGCAGUGACAGCAGCGACAGCAGUGAUAGUAGUGAUAGUAGUGACAGCAGCGACAGCAGUGAUAGUGGUGACAGCAGCAACAGUAGUGACAGCAGCGACAGCAGUGAUAGUAGUGAUAGCAGUGACAGCAGUGACAGCAGUGAUAGCAGUGACAGCAGCGACAGUAGUGACAGCAGUGACAGCAGUGAUAGUAGUGACAGUAGCGACAGCAGUGAUAGUAGUGACAGCAGUGACAGCAGCAAUAGCAGUGACAGCAGUGAUAGUAGUGAUAGCAGUGACAGUAGUGACAGCAGUGACAGCAGCAAUAGCAGUGACAGCAGUGAUAGUAGUGACAGUAGCGACAGUAGUGACAGCAGUGACAGCAGCAAUAGCAGUGACAGUAGUGACAGCAGUGACAGUAGUGACAGCAGCGACAGCAGUGACAGCAGCAAUAGCAGUGACAGUAGUGACAGCAGUGACAGUAGUGACAGCAGUAAUAGCAAUGACAGCAGUGACAGUAGUGACAGCAGUGACAGCAGCAAUAGCAGUGACAGUAGUGACAGCAGUGACAGUAGUGACAGCAGUGAUAGCAGUGACAGCAGUGACAGCAGUGACAGCAGCGACAGCAGUGACAGCAGCAAUAGCAGUGACAGUAGUGACAGCAGUGACAGUAGUGACAGCAGUAAUAGCAGUGACAGCAGUGACAGCAGUGACAGUAGUGACAGCAGUGACAGCAGCAAUAGCAGUGACAGUAGUGACAGCAGUGAUAGCAGUGACAGCAGCGACAGCAGUGACAGCAGCAAUAGCAGUGACAGUAGUGACAGCAGUGACAGUAGUGACAGCAGUGAUAGCAGUGACAGCAGUGACAGCAGUGACAGCAGUGACAGCAGCAAUAGCAGUGACAGUAGUGACAGCAGUGAUAGCAGUGACAGCAGUGACAGUAGUGACAGCAGUGAUAGCAGUGACAGCAGCGAUAGCAGUGACAGCAGUGACAGCAGUGAUAGUAGUGACAGUAGCGACAGCAGUGAUAGCAGUGACAAUAAUGACAGCAGUGACAACAGUGAUAGCGACAGCAGUGAUGGUGCUAAUGGCAGUAACAAAAAUAGUGACAGUGCAUUUGAUAGAAGAGGUGACAGUGACAGGAAGAGUAAGUCUAAUAAAAAGAACAACAAUAAAGAUGACAGCAGUGAUAGCAUCAGUGAAGGCAGUGAUAGUAAUCAUUCAACCAGUGAUGAUUAA
Suncus etruscus (white-toothed pygmy shrew) is the source of this 3555-nucleotide messenger RNA. RefSeq names its product dentin sialophosphoprotein (gene DSPP). NCBI's taxonomy places the organism in Eukaryota, Metazoa, Chordata, Mammalia, Eulipotyphla, Soricidae. Gene Ontology annotation, cellular component: nucleus; cytoplasm. Gene Ontology annotation, molecular function: collagen binding. The transcript is spliced from 4 exons. Gene Ontology annotation, biological process: odontoblast differentiation; dentinogenesis. The record is from RefSeq and is a predicted model, not a curated record. The coding region runs from base 1 to 3555 and encodes 1184 amino acids.